CCUAAAGGCGUCGCAGAUCGAGCACGCGAAACACGAGUCGCCCAGUAUCGGUCGAAAGACACGAGGUUUCGCGUGACGUCGCUAUCCCAACUUGCAGAUAAGUGUUUUCGAAAUACCAAAAACUUAUUUCGCUUGGACCGGAUUGACGAUAAAUAAAUUCCGAAAAUAAUCGAUUACCGAUUUGAAUAUCAUCGAAAUGCUCGCGGAAACAAUUUGACCGCUCGCGUAAGCUACGACGUACGAUGGUUUUCGCUGGUGAGCGGAACGUAUGAAAUUUUCUGGAAGGUCGAAGGAAGCCACGAUCAAUCGUCCAUGGAUAGGACCAGCCUGCGCGAUACGUGAAAUUUGGUCACGGUGAAGUAUUUCGAACAGGACGCGAAACGUGACGCGAAACGUGACUCGACUCGAAGUAACGAGAUCGCGCAAGUCCCAGGGUUCGACCAACUUUCCCAGACACACUGACGUGGUACAUCGUGCCGCUGACAAGCAAGCGAGCAAGCAAUGUACGCCACUCGAUCUUCCUACGACGUGGUAUCGAUUCAAAAAUAAAUAGAAUAAAUAGAAACACGUGUCGUCGAGAAGAAUCUAAAAUCCAAGUUCGGAACAAACUUGAAAUACUUGAAAUACCAGCGGAAAACGUUUCCUGCCAGUAAUACAACAAGCAACGCAUCGAAAGAGAUUUAGCGGUCGUAUUUAUCGAUAGACGAAGAUCGUAUAUAGAACUUAGAACUUUAAAGACGUCCAUCUCGGCCUGAUCUACGAAUUAUCCGUUGAUCUAUCCAAGCCGAGAAACAACUGUUCGUCCGAGAUAUUCACCGGUCAAUGAAUCGAACGAAUCUCUGCAUUGCCAACAGAAGUCCGACCAAUUUCGACCAAACUCGAUCGCUGGAACGAUGAACAACCGGGGAUUUAGCAUCGAAAAAACGUGCACAAUCCGGCCAGUUUACACCGUAUAAAUUGUCUGCCAGCUAAAACACGAAGAUCGAGAGCAAAAUGUCGAUCGAAGUGAGAGGGGGUCGACCAACAAUGCCAACGAUUCCACAAUCCAAGAGACCAACAAUUCUAGUUUAUCCAACAGUAACUCCAGAGAGUAUCAUCAUCCCAAUAGUAUCAUGCAUACUCGGAUUUCCAUUGUUGGCUCUAAUGGUCAUCUGUUGUUUAAGAAGAAGAGCAAAGCUCGCCAGAGAGCGAGCACGAAGAAGGAAUUGUGAUCUAGAUCACGGAGCACUCAGUCUCGUUCGUUUUAGUCCUGUCCACCGUUUAGCAUCGAAAGAGGAUUUAGCUGGAAUUGAUCGUCCAACGAGAACAGUAUCGUUACGAAGCGAUCGAGGAUCUAGAGCUUUUCCAUCACUGGAACUAGACACUGUCGUUGAAGAACGAUCGGAUCCUGAACAGAGCACUGCACUGGAACUUAGUAGCCCAGAUUAGCAUCCAGUUUUGGUACCGCCUAGGUCAGAUUCUUAUUUUCUGUCUCCACGACCAUCUAAAUCGGUGGUACCAUUAUCCGUGGAUCAUAGCCCUCUAUGGACUGCAUUAACACACGCUAACGCUGUAUCCUCUGCUCUUGGUGAUACCUAGCAGGAAGUGGAAGAGGGCGGCUACAUCGAAGCUCUCGUACUCGACUUACCCAUAAUCUAUUAAGAGAUUUAUAAGAUAUAUAUGUAUUACGACGAAUUAGUAUAUGAGAUCGUGAACAAUAAUGAAACUGAUCGUAAGGAGAUCUUCGAUACAAAACAAUUUGAAGUCUAAGGUCAUUAUAUGGAAUAUGGAUCUUUACAAGCAAGUUUUGCACUCGUAUAUAAAAUUAAUGACUAAAUUUUAUACUGUCAAACUGUACAAGAUUCUAUGAACAUGCCGCUUUUUAUAUCAUGAAAAACUUAUAACGAGGCAACAAACGCUACAUCGUUAGUGUAAAUAAAAAAUUGUUAAUACCAUGUACAAACGAAAAUCACAAUAUGUAAAUAAAUGAUUAUAAAACACUGUCUA
This is a messenger RNA of Bombus impatiens (common eastern bumble bee), 1986 nucleotides long. RefSeq lists its product as uncharacterized. The record is from RefSeq and is a predicted model, not a curated record. Bases 994 to 1428 code for a protein of 144 amino acids. The transcript has 6 exons. Lineage: Eukaryota; Metazoa; Arthropoda; Insecta; Hymenoptera; Apidae.